Molecule: messenger RNA, 651 nt
Organism: Schistocerca piceifrons (Central American locust)
Lineage: Eukaryota; Metazoa; Arthropoda; Insecta; Orthoptera; Acrididae
Exons: 4
Coding region: 1-591 (196 amino acids)
Source: RefSeq, a predicted model, not a curated record
AUGUGUUCUAUCGAAGAGCUGUUGGUGUCUGAUUGGGAGGAAUUUAACAGCCAUGAUGCCUGUAAGAACGCAGCCGAGGGCUGCGCCCACAGCCUCCUACUUGCAGAAUGGAAACGAGUUAUACUGGAUGAGUGCCUGAAGAAGAACAGGAAUAUUGUCCAGCAGAUAAUGGCUAUGCAGCAGAAUGGUGUCAAAUGCAUUCUGACCGCCGGACAGCGCGCCGCACGCCGCACGCCGCACGCCCACCGGCAGUGCUUCCGCGCCCGCGCCCGCGCCCGUGGCUUCGCGAGUGCUCCGUCGUGCUUGUGUGUGGAAUGUGCAACACCCAUGCCCAGUGACAGCACCGCCGGCAGGAGCGGCGCUGCGCCCGUGACGGCGACGGUAACCGUCACGACCAAGACGUCGACGACGCACGCAGUGGCCGCCAAGAGGACCCGCAGCGCAGCCACGUUCAUGUCCACCGCCAAGACGACGCGCGCAGAAACUAAGAGCGACUGGAGUCUACAGAUGGGGGUUCCCGCGGCGCUGCACUUCAUCGAGACCCGGUCACGCCUCUUCGUUGGUUGCAGGUUGUCGGCGCAGCGGCGGUGAGCGGCGCCACGCUCAAGCUCCCAGCUGCCAGCGAUCAAGUCGGCCCGCGCCUGCUCGCGC